Molecule: messenger RNA, 315 nt
Organism: Miscanthus lutarioriparius
Lineage: Eukaryota; Viridiplantae; Streptophyta; Magnoliopsida; Poales; Poaceae
Source: the annotation of a GenBank genome assembly
AUGGCUCAACCCAACAACAGGCCACUAAGCCCAACCCACCUGCUUCAUCUCGGGGCUCGGGCUUUCUCGGCCAUGGAGGCCACAAGCAAUCAGGAGGCGGUGAGAUGCGGAGGCGCAGGCGAUGGCGAUGGCGAUGUCGACGGCGACGAUGAGGCGAAGAGGAAGGAGGCGGCGCUUGCAUCAAGCAGGCUCCUCGACCCGGGGUUCAAGCCCUCCAAACUAUCCCAGGACCGGCUCGACAAGUUUAAGGUGCCCUUCUGGCUUCUGGUGCUGCAUUUCUCCAAACGUUCGAUAGUGAUCUUUUGCUGCUCCUGA